Molecule: messenger RNA, 2765 nt
Organism: Erpetoichthys calabaricus (reedfish)
Lineage: Eukaryota; Metazoa; Chordata; Cladistia; Polypteriformes; Polypteridae
Gene: exosc10
Product: exosome component 10
Exons: 25
Coding region: 39-2744 (901 amino acids)
Biological process (GO): nuclear polyadenylation-dependent antisense transcript catabolic process; nuclear polyadenylation-dependent rRNA catabolic process; exonucleolytic trimming to generate mature 3'-end of 5.8S rRNA from tricistronic rRNA transcript (SSU-rRNA, 5.8S rRNA, LSU-rRNA)
Cellular component (GO): nuclear exosome (RNase complex); nucleolus
Molecular function (GO): nucleotide binding; 3'-5'-RNA exonuclease activity; nucleic acid binding
Source: RefSeq, a predicted model, not a curated record
CAAAGUUGCUUGUCCUCGCGAGAUUUUCUACGCUUCUAAUGGCGGCGCUCCUAGGAGCUGGUGAUGCUCCAUUGCGAAAAACUUCGCUUGCUACAAACGAAGAAGCGGACAGUGAAAAGACCGACGUGUUUCCUGGUUUUAAGGAUGCCGACUCAUUUGUCAAGCAUGGACUUGCUAACGUGCUUAAAGCCACAAAAGCCUCUGCUCAGUUGCCACAGGCAGGCGAUGAGUAUGAUUUCUACCGCAGCUUUCCUGGAUUUCAGGCUUUCUGUGAGACACAGGGAGAGAGGCUGUUAAAAUGUAUGAGCCAAAUAAUGAAGUAUCAUGGCUGUAAGAAUCACAUGAGAGAAAGGAAUAAAGUGACUGGUUUGGAAGAACGCUUUGACUUGUUGGUUGACUCUAAUGAUGUCAUUUUGGAGAAAGUGGGGAUUCUACUAGAUGAAGCCUCUGGUGUGCACAGGACACAGCAGCCAGUUCUUCCAGCAGGUGUCCAGGCACCAAAAAUGAUUGUUUCCAGUUGGAACCGCAAGGGAAGAGAACUGAAUCAAAGAAGUAAAUCGGGAACCUUCCAUCUGUUACAUGCAAAAAACAUCCAGCGGCCCCAAAUUCGUUUCAGAGAGAAAGUGGACAACUCCAACACACCUUUUGCUCCCAAGAUUUUUGUGAAACCAAAUGCACUAAAGCCUCUUCCAUCUGUUCUUGUUAACAGAAGGAUACGUGAAGAAAGGCCAGAGGAUCUGGAUGUUCCUGCAGCACUGGCUGACUUUAUUCACCAGCAGAGACAUCAAAAUGAUGAACAGGAAUUGACAGCUCACCCCUAUCAAUAUGAGUUGGAUCACUUUACACCACAUCAGAAAUUGUUUUGUAAGCCAGAUAUUCAGAUGUACAUACCUCUGUUGGAGACCUCAUGCCAUCUGAUCAAUACUCUGGAUGAUUUGGUGGAACUGAAUGAGAAGCUUGCAAAGUCUUCAGAAUUUGCAGUGGAUUUAGAGCACCACUCAUACAGGACUUUUCUUGGAUUGACCUGUCUAAUGCAGAUUUCCACAAGGGAGGAAGAUUUUAUCAUUGAUACUUUGGAGCUACGUAGCAAUAUGUACAUUUUGAAUGAAAGCUUCACAGAUCCAGACAUUGUUAAGGUGUUCCAUGGUGCGGAUUCAGAUAUUGAAUGGUUGCAGAGGGACCUUGGCCUUUACAUAGUCAAUCUAUUUGAUACACAUCAAGCGGCACGAAUCCUCAAUCUUGGCAGAAACUCAUUGGAACACUUGUUGAAGCUUUACUGUAAUGUGGAAUGUGAUAAACGCUACCAACUGGCUGACUGGAGGAUACGGCCUUUACCUGAAGAAAUGAUUCAGUAUGCACGAGAAGACACCCACUAUUUACUUUAUAUUUAUGAUCGUAUGCGAGCAGACCUACUUGAGAGAGGAAAUGACAUGCCAACUCUCGUACACCUGGUGUGGCAGAAGAGCAAAGACAUUAGUCUUAAAAAAUAUGUCAAACCAAUAUUUACUGAACAUUCAUACUUGGAGUUGUACAAGAAACAGAAGAAGCUCCUGAACACUCAGCAGUUGACGGCGCUACGAUUGCUUUAUCGUUGGAGGGAUCAGAUUGCCCGUCAGGAGGAUGAAAGUACAGGGUAUGUGCUGCCCAAUCAUAUGCUGAUGAAAAUUUCUGAAGAACUGCCAAAAGAGUCUCAAGGCAUCCUAGCAUGCUGUAAUCCUGUUCCUCCUCUGGUCAAACAACAACUGAAUGAAUUACAUCUUUUGGUCCAACAGUCGCGUGAUAUCCCACUUCUUAAGAGUGAAGUGAUUGCAGACAAGAGAAGGGGAUUGGCACCUAAAAGGAAGUCAGACAGUCAACUGUUUGGACCUCAUGACGUUUCCCGUGGGUCUGAGAAUGAGACUCCUUUCUCACCCACCUCAGCAGGUGCUUUUCUUAAGAGGAGCAAACUUUUUUCUGAUGAGGUGGAUAUAGAAAACCAAGAGGAGAAAAUCUAUGACUGUCCUCUUCUUGCUUCUGCAAGCAUCACAAUUUUUGAUGAUUGUGAUAGUGAUGUAAAACAACAGUGUAACCUAACAGUGUCUCAACAGAAGGCUUGUCACAUAAUGGAGUCAUUUGAAAAUCCUUUCCGAAUGUAUCUUCCAGCCAAGGACAAUAACAUUCACGUCUCCCAAAAUGCAAAGUUUGAUCCCUCCUCCAAAGCAUAUGAGAUCAGGAAUAAAUGGAAGCUGCUUAGUAUGGAGCAGCAGCAGAAGGAUCUAAAGUCUAAAGAGAAUGCAAAGAAGGCAGCUAGAGAGGCUUCUCAGAAGGCCAAAGAGAAGAGGAAGGCUGCUCAAGAAUCUUACAAGGCAUCUGUAGAAGAUAUUAAAAGUGUCCGUCAGCAGGCAGCGACUGAAGCCUUAGGGCACAUGGAGCAUAAACAAGAAAGACAGUUAAGUGACCCUGAAGUGGAGACACCCAAGCCUGAUAAGAAGCGAAUGAAACAAAACAAGGCAAAAUUAGAGCAGCAACCUCAAGCAGACUUCAAGCCCUUUGAUUACAGUCAGUCAGACUUGAGCAUCUUUUCAGCUGGUAAAUCAGCAAAAUCAAAGGGUGCUGCUCACUUUGAUCCAAACAGACAAGAUGAGGAACCUAAGAAGGGCAAGAAAAAGAAGAUCAAAAAUAAUUUGAUUCAAGGAAACAAAAGCAUGACAUAUUUAGCAGGUGCUUCAGGCAGGGUAUUUCAACAAAACUGGCCCAAGAGAUAAAAGCAGACUUCAGGAAAGAAG